This is a messenger RNA of Ostrea edulis (European flat oyster), 8040 nucleotides long. RefSeq lists its product as uncharacterized. Bases 1270 to 4827 code for a protein of 1185 amino acids. Lineage: Eukaryota; Metazoa; Mollusca; Bivalvia; Ostreida; Ostreidae. The transcript has 7 exons. The record is from RefSeq and is a predicted model, not a curated record.
AAACAAGUUGAUGGUACAGGGAUUUCAACAGUCUCGAUUGAAGUCAGCAUUUCGCAAAUUCUAUGGUCGUUAUAACGAUCUAGUUCGUCAAUACAACCUCGCAUUGGGUCAAAUGUUGUCUGACGUGUUUCAUACCGAUUGUUAAGCCGUUCUUGGCACACUGAUUUUGACUGCGGAUAACUCCGUUUACCUGAUCAGGAUAUGGGGCUCACUGCGGGUGUGAUCGGUCAACAGGGGAUGCUUACUCCUCCUAGGUACGUGAUCCCCCCUCUGGUGUGUCCAGGGGUCCGUGUUUGCCCAAUUAUCUAUUUUGUAUUGCUUGUAGGAGUUAUGAGAUUGAUCACUGUUCGUUAUCUUCACCUUUUAUUUAGUAACAGCGACGUUACUUCACAAGCAGCGGAACGUUAAAAUUAAACAAAUCUAGACGUCAUUACAUACUGACUGUUCAAACGUAUUGUUCAUUGUGACGUCAUAGUAAAGCAAAACAAAUUUCAACGUCAUAAGACACUGAACAUUAAAACAUAGUGUUUACAGUGAUGUCAUUAUAAAGUAAUGUGUGAAAACGUUUUCAUUUACAAAUAUGAUAACGUUAAGCUGAAUUAUUGAGUAAAGGUGACUCCACCGGAAUUCGUUGGGUCGUCCGGAAACGUUUAUUUAGUUAAUAGUGAUUACAUCCGGUUUGAACAUUAAGACAUUUUUUCUCGUGCACCGAGGACAGACUCGGGGAGUGAUUUUCCCAACACAGCGUCUGGGAUGCUUUCCAUCGAUCUUGCGGUGUAAAGGGACAGCGAUGUAUGUUCAUUCUAUUUAUUUUUAUGCUAUUUGAAUUAUAUAUUUUCUAAAGUAAAUGUGAAAUUCUGAAUUUAUUAAGUCAACUAUUCUGAUAUACGUGUGAGCAGAAUUUGUUUAUAUGUAUUUCAGUUUGUUACCGUAAUUACUGCUACAUGAAUAAAGAGGUAAAACUGCUGGGCGUUUUUUAUUGACAAAACAGAGAGCUGUGGCAGAACAGUAACAAAAUCGUGAGUAUUCUACCUCAACCACCCAUCGAGGAUCGACAACGGACCUAUCCUGGGGAUAAGACGUUCUUCCGCGGAUGUCGGAUACCUGUGAAGAUGGGCUUCCCACCUAAUCCUCUCCUUACCUGUACCAUCACCUUGUAUUCCGUGAUACUUCCUGUGUUCCUUGGACAGUGACAUGUUUGUUUAUAUAUGGUAUGUGCAAAUCUACCGUGAGCUAGUUGUGACAUAUUGCUGACAUCGGUGAUUAAAUAUGGCAACUGGAGGAAAACCGGCGGAUUUCAACGCUGAGGAAAGUGAGAAUGUACACAAACAGACAGAGGAAUCUGAGGAUAAACGUCGACUGAAGACCAUGACAGAAAAAGGCUUGAUUCAAUUUUCUACCUUUUUGAAAAAUUAUAAAUCUCAGGAAGAAAAUGCUUGGAUAAAGAUUGAAGAAAUCAUAGCUGACAUAGAUGAAAUUAUUACACAAAAUAACUAUAAAGAAUUGUGUAAGAUAAAAGCAGAGCUUCGACAUCUUAAGCUUACUUAUUGUGAUUGUGCAAAUGACUUCCUCUCAUUUCUCAAAAGAACAAAUACAGCAGAGAGUAACGAAGAAUACUCGAUCCAAGAACCAAGGUACCGUAAAAGAGAAGACAUCAUAGAUCAACUGAUGAACCGCAUUGAGGACGCUCUACUGGAUGCAGCAGACACUAUUUCACGUGCAAGUGGUUCCAAUAGACCUCGAUCCAGAAGCUCUCUCAGCGAUGCAUCUAAGUCUCAACGAAUUCAACUAAAACAGAAAGCUGAAACAGAAAAAACUAAACUAGCAUUCAUCAGAAAACAAGUCAACCUUCAAACCGAAAAAUCUAAAAUCGAAGGACAAAUCCAAAUCCUUGAACAGACACAGUCGGCCGCCAUUGCAGAUGCAGAAGCUAGAGUAUUUGAGGAAGCUGAGAGUGAAAACAAUAGUGUCCGAAAUUCUUUCUUGGAUGAGUUACCUAGUGACCGACAUAAGCGUGUCGCGGAUUAUGUGGACAGUGUUUCUCAAGACCGUGGAUUAAGUUUAGACACUCAUGUGAAUCCUAGAAUUGCGCAAACUAUUCCUAAAGACUACUACUACAAUGAUGUUUCUUCAGUUCCUCAUAGAAAUGAACAUUUCAGAAGUGAACUACAGCCACAAGAGAACUCUAUGGAAUCAGUGUCAAGAUUCCUACUCAGGAAAGAAGUUUUAUUAUCCAGAUUUAAAACAUUUAAUGAUGAGGCAGAAGCUUACAAUGAAUGGAAACUAAACUUUACAUCUAUUGUGAGUGACUUACAAAUUUCUGCAUUCGAGGAGCUACAACUACUUGUAAGAUGGCUGGGACCAGAAUCCUCCAGACAUGCAGCAGAUAUUCAACAAGCCAACACGGAGAAUCCUUAUGAAGGAGUGCCUCAAAUAUGGACCAGAUUAGACGAGCGAUACGGAGCAAUGGAACUCAUUGAUAACUCGCUAAAAUUGAAGAUAGCUGCUUUUCCAUCACUUUCUGUGAAAGAUCCCAAAGAACUUUAUAGACUAUCGGACCUCUUGACUCAAGUUGACGGUGUGAAAAAGAAUCCUAGAUACUCAGCAGCCUUAUCUUACUAUGAUACCUCUCUCGGAAUAGUACCAAUCGUAAACAAACUACCCUAUCAGUGGAGAGAGAAAUGGAUAAACAAAGCUUCAGAAUACAAGAAUCGGUAUAAUGUUCCUUACCCACCAUUCACUUUCUUUGUGAAAUUCAUGCAAGACUUAUGUCGUGUGAGAAACGAUCCUGGAUUUCAGUUUAGUGAACCAAUGAAGAAGGAGAUUAAACCGAAACCUUCAAGUCAAGUUCGUUCAAGAAAAACUGAAAUCAAACCUAGCAAAUUAACAGGACAAAAGAAAGUAUGUUUUCUGGAACACAGAGAUGAAUCAAAUCACACUAUCAAAGACUGUCGUAAAUUCCGUGCACUUCCUAUCAACAAUAGAAAAAAGCUCCUCAAAGAAAUCGGAAUAUGUUUCAGAUGUUGUGACUCUAAGGACCACUUAGCAAGAGACUGUACUGUGACUUUGAAGUGUGACUCGUGUCAGAGUGAUAGUCAUUGUGGGGCAUUACACGUGAAUAAUUCCCAAGGCGGGGAGGAUAAGGAGAAUUCAUACAGUAUUGAAAGUACAAGAUCUAAGGAGUACUAUUCAUCAGGAUCUCUCACAACUAGAUGCACUCAAGUCUGUUCAGUGCCAUUCAAUGGAAAACCCUGUGCGAAAAUCAUUCUGGUGGAUGUUUUUCCAUUUGGACGUGAGGAUCUCAAGAAAAGAACAUAUGUGAUUCUUGAUGAUCAGAGCAGUAGAACUAUUGCAAGGUCAUCCUUUUUCGACAAGUUUGGAAUUCAGGGAAAAGACAUUUCCUAUAUCUUGUCAUCAUGCAAUGGAUCAAGCAUGGUCUCCGGGAGACAAGCCAUCUACUUCAUAGUAUCAUCAGUUAAUGGUGAUGAGCAGAUACACUUACCGUCCAUUAUAGAGUGUGAUGGUAUCCCAAUCUCCUAUGAGGAUAUCCCAACUGCAGCUGUAGUGAAAUCAUACAAACACGUGUCAAACUUGGAAUCUGAAAUCCCACCAAUAGAUAGCAACGCUGAAGUUCUUCUGAUUGGACGGGAUGUUCCUUAUGCUCAUCAUGUACUGGAACAAAGGAUUGAUAAACCAAACUUACCAUUUGCGCAAAAACUUCCCUUGGGCUGGGUCGUGAUAGGGGUUUGUUGUUUAGGCAAAGUACAUAGACCUCAACAAGUGAUAGUGAACAAGACUCGGAUCUUACUCUCCGGACGAGGAACUCACUUCAUACCAUGUUCAUCUCAUUUGAACAUUUCUACACCUCAAAAACUUUCUGAUUCUCACCUGUCAUGUGAAACUGGAAUACAAUUUUCUCCGAUCUUUGAACGAACUAAAGAUGACGACAUUCAGGGAUUGUCCAUCGAAGACCGAGAAUUUUUAGAAAUUAUGGAGAAAAUGUGUCACAAGGACAGCACUGGACAUUGGUCAGCUCCACUCCCACUGAAGUCAAAUAGAACUAAGCUUCCCAACAACAGAGCACAAGUACUAAAGAGAACCUUUUCACUGCUUGCGUCGUUUAAAAGUGAUCCUGUGAAGAAGGAUUUGGCCAUAAAAUUUAUGGAAAACCUGUUUAAUCAUGGAUUUGCUGAGGAAGCCCCCGAAGUUCCAGAGGGAGAAGAGUGUUGGUACCUUCCUAUCUUUCCGGUAUUCAAUCCAAAGAAACCAAACAAAAUAUGUAUGGUUUUCGACUCAUCCAUUACUUACCAAGGACAAUCACUGAAUUCCUCAUUACUUCAGGGACCUGAUCUUACCAACAAUCUACUAGGUGUCCUUUUACGUUUCCGCAAGGAACGCGUAGCAAUCACAGGGGAUAUAGAACAGAUGUUCCAUAUGUUUCGCUUAGACGAAGAACAUCGAAACUUUGUCCGCUUUAUUUGGUUUGGAAAUAACGACCCAACAAAGCCUCUAAGAAACUACAGAAUGUGUGUGCACCUAUUUGGAAAUUCCCCUUCACCAUCAGUCGCAACAUAUUGUCUUCAUAGAUGUGUAGAAGAACCAUGUGACAGGAUCAUGGGCGCCAAGAGACUUGUAUCAUCAGUACUAAACUCUUGUAUUACCUGUAGAAAACUACACCGGAAGCCGGAAAUACAAAAAAUGGGAAACUUACCCGAUUUUCGAUGUAAACCAUCGCCACCUUUCACCUACGUAGGAGUUGAUACAUUUGGACCCUGGGAAGUAUCAGCUAGGAAAACAAGAGGAGGAGUAGCAAAUUCCAAGAGAUGAGCAAUCUUAUUUACUUGUUUGGCUAGUAGAGCAGUGCAUAUAGAACUGGUGGACGAGAUGACUUCUAGUGCCUUCAUUUUUUAGCGAUUCGUGGCAAGGUUACCGAAUUUCAUUCAGACCGAGGAACUCACUUUGUGGGGAGUACAGAUGCACUUAACAUCAAUGCUAUCAACGUAGAAUCUCAACCAGUAAGGAAAUUCAUGGUGGAAAAUGGAUCUACUUGGAUAUUUAACCCACCUUACGCAUCUCAUAUGGGAGGGAUAUGGGAGAGAAUCAUUGGAACAGCUCGCAGAAUUCUUAAUGCCAUCAUCAUGGAGUCUAAGAAGCCUCUUACACAUGAUGUUCUCAACACUUUUAUGUAUGAGACAUGUGCUAUUAUCAACAGUCGUCCAUUGGCUAAUGUAUCCAUUGAUCCAACAUAACCUUCAGUUCUAUCUCCUUCAGUGCUACUUACACAAAAGACAGAAGUCGAUUAUGGACCCUUUGAAGCAGUUGAUCUAAAAGACAUGUAUAGAACAUCAUGGACACACACUCAAGUCCUUGCCAACCAGUUUUGGAAACGAUGGCAACAGGAAUACUUGUUCAGUCUGCAAUCAAGGCGAAAGUGGACUAUUUCAAAGGAAGACAUCAAGGUCAACGACGUAGUGCUAAUGAAGGAUACUAACACUGUCAGAUACGAAUGGCCGAUGGCAAUUGUUCUUCGAACCUUCCCCAGCACCGAUGGACAUAUACGUAAAGUAGAACUCCGACUUGUUAGGAACGGUAACUGUGUUACGUGUGUUAGACCCAUUACAGAGGUUGUUCACCUGUUUACACCUUCAUCAUAGUGACAUCAUAAGAUGUCAGGCGGGGAGUGUGACGCCACCGGAAUUCGUUGGGUCGUCCGGAAACGUUUAUUUAGUUAAUAGUGAUUACAUCCGGUUUGAACAUUAAGACAUUUUUUCUCGUGCACCGAGGACAGACUCGGGGAGUGAUUUUCCCAACACAGCGUCUGGGACGCUUUCCAUCGAUCUUGCGGUGUAAAGGGGCAGCGAUUUUGUUACCGUAAUUACUGCUACAUGAAUAAAGAGGUAAAACUGCUGGGCGUUUUUUACGGACAAAACAGAGAGCUGUGGCAGAACAAGAACCUCUGCAUCAAGCCAACUCACCAUGGUUAUCACCUUUGUGUGUAUUGGUAUGUUUUUGACCUUUAUGAUGAUAUGCUGUGUAUGCAUAUGGAAACAGGAUAAAGGUUUAUGCAAAGAAACAUCGAGUACUACAGGCCAUUUGGUGGACAAUUUCUUUCCUUGAGAAGACGUAAUUUAAUUUCUGGAAUCAUGAUUAAUGAUAAGCAGUAGCAGUGAGGCUGUUUCGUAAGGGGAUGGUUUCCCCUCACUCGUCGGGAGAAAAAUGACAUCUAACGAAAAACAUCCGCAUGGCUGAGAAUAUGUUACACAGAAACAUACUGGAUAGUUGCUAAGCAUGAUUACACACAGGAUUUAGUAAAUAGAAAUUUAUGGGAAUGACGCUAUUAUGCGAUGAUGGAUGCUGCUCGAACUAUUUUAAAGACAAAGUGACUGGAAUUUGUAAACCUUGCUGUACUGGAUAGCAUGGCAAAAACUGUUCACAAAAGAGUAAAUACCCUUUAUAUGGUGCAAACUGUAAAAGCCUAUGUGAUUGCGGAAAAGACAUGUGCAACUUUCCAAAAGGUUUUUUGGGUAAUGUAUCAGUCUACUAUGGUGCAAUAGGCUGUAGGGUGCAUUGCAACUUGAUUGAUUGAUUGUGUAUUAUCAUUAUAGAAAACAUGACAGAAUCAAUCAUCUCUGGAACAGGAACUAAAUCCCUCGAUGUUACAAAGGAAGCUCACAUUGUGACGGGAAAUUGAUUUGAAACUAUUCUGGAGAAUCCAAUUAUAUAUGUAGUCAGGUCAGAUCUGGAUCUGCUACUGGAAAUAUGUAACCCAGUGCUAACUGACUCAGGAUCGGGUUGUCGGGGACUAAACCAACACCCCCACCAGUCCCCUCUGGGUCCUCGUAUGGAGGGUGGCUAGUCACCCAGACAGAAAUAAAAACUAAAUAUGUGAAACGACGAUCUUCUAACAACCCCCGUUGUCUUGCAGUUACCUACAUACAUAUAGUUAGGCUUCAGGAAUAAACCACGAGGGAAAAUGUACAACGCAUGGACCUCGCUGUCACCAAUACCAGCUGCCACUGGAUUUGUACACAGAGUUGUAACGGAUCAUCCUCAACACCAUCUUUCAGCAAAAAUGGCAGUCUGAAGACAACCUGCAUGCAUCCUCGGUUUAAACACUGGCAUCUCAUUGCUUAUUUCUAGUGCGCCAACGAGGCAUCAAAAAUGUUCUACACCCCAGAGUGACGCCCAGCGCAGAAUGCCAUACCGACCAUCGCCUAGUGAGCUGUAAACUUAGGUUGCAUUUCGAACCCAAACCAAGGAAGGAAGACUCCCAAGAAAACAUUCAAACUCAGCAAACUCCAGGCAGCCUACUGACCAAACUUGAACAUGAUAGCUGCUCUGAUGAUCACUCUCCUGAAACACUCCAGGAUAAACCCAAAACUGCUAUCCUGCAAACAUCCAAAGAAGUUCUGGGGUAUACCUCGAAGAAGAACAGAGACUGGUUCAACAGGAACAAUCAUGAUAUUCUAGCAAAGAAAAGAUCAGCUUACCAAGCUCACUUGGCUCAAUUGUCUUGCCCUGUGAAAAAAGUUUUAUAACAAUCUCCAGCAAAAACUUUGAGACAUCCAGAACAAAUGAUGGACCAACCUCGCGGAAAGAACACAACAAAGCGCAGACACUGGCGACUGCAAAGGCCCUGAAGGCAGUGUACGGUCCUACACAUCACAUCCAGAGUCUCUUGUGCAAUCCUGAUGGUUAGGCUCUCAUCACAGACAAAUCAUGUCUUGUGCCGUUGGUCGAAGUACUUCCAGGCCCUCUUCAGUGCUGACAGAGUUCUUCAGGACUCAGCAAUUCUACACAUCCCUAAGCUACCAGUCAAAGUAGCACCGGAUGAACCACCCUCUAUGAAAAAUUGCAGUAAAGUCAUACAGCAGUUAAAUAGUUGUAAGGCAUCAGGAGUUGAUGGAAUUCCAGCUGAGAUCUGGAAAGGCGGAGGCUCAGUAUUACACAACACAUUCCUCGAACUCCUUGUCUGUUAUUGGGAGAAGAGCACACUUCCAAGAGACCUCUGUGACGCAAUACCGUAACCUUGUACAAAAA